CAUGGUGUCUUGGUGCUGUGGAGGGUGGACCUGCGAGGCAGAGUGCAGGGUCCUGCCCUGCUGAAGCAGGAGUAUGGAAAAGGUCUCUCUCGCUGUGUCUUUCGACCACCCCCUCCUGGCGAGGACUUCGCACAGCUGGCAAAAGCAGCUGUCAGUGGUGAUCAGAAGGCCUUGGAUAUGUUCAACUGGAAGAAAGUUGAAACGGGAGCACCUCUGAAAAUGAGACUCCAGGAAGGACCCUCCUUCUUUAUCACUUUGGCAGAUGGUUCUGUGCAUUAUGUGAAUGAGAAAGGAAAGACAAGGCAUAUAUUGUCGACAGACAGUCCGGUCCAAAAGCUUCUGUUCAUGGAGAAAAGAGAUGUUUUAGUUGUAAUAACAGAGAACCUGCAGUUGUCCUUGCAUGCAGUUACUCUUGAGGGAGAGGCAGAAGAGAGCAUGAAGGUGAAGCUGAGUGGGAAGAUAGGUCAUUCUGCAGACAUCAUUUUAAUAGACCACAGCCUUGUUGUAACAGCACUAGGCGAGACGGUCCUCAGGUUCUGGGAUUUGGACCGAGAUGAGAACUAUGUGCUCUGCCCAGAUGUGCAAUUUGGCUUUGAGAGAGGAGAAUGUAUUAACUGUGUUUCUUACUGCAGUGCUAAAGGUCUCUUAGCAGCUGGCACCAACAAAGGGAGGAUAGCUAUGUGGAGGAAAGCAGCAGGAUCCGACCAGAGCGUGAGGGCUUUGGAGGGCAAAGAGAAGUGGAAGCUCCAAGCACCUACAGAACUUGAAGGAAAUGUGACUCAGAUAAAGUGGGGCUCCCAAAAACACCUGCUGGCAGUGAACAACACCAUCUCCGUGGUGAUCCUCCGCGAGCAGGCCCUGUCAUCUCAUUUUCAUCAGCAAGUGGCCGUGGUACAGGUGUCUCCCAGCCUCUUUAAUGUGACCAUCUUCAGCACAGGAGCCACACACAGCCUUCGUGUUGACAUGAAUGUUAAUGGAGUUUUUGCUACAAAGGAAGCUGUAGUAUUCUGGAAUGGGAAGCAAGUUACUGUCUUUGAGUAUUCAGGAGAUACCUUCAGAAGUGCAGGCUCUUUUCUUUGUGACUCUUCAGUUCUGUCCAUGCAUGGAGAAAAUCUGUACACAGUGGAACCGUACCGGGUGCAGGUCCGCACCUGGCAGGGCACAGUUAAACAGCUGCUGGUGUUCUCUGAAGCAGAGGGGAAUCCAUGUCUCUUGGAUGUCUGUGGAAAUUUCCUGGCUGUGGGAACAGAUCUGGCUUACUUUAAAAUCUUUGAUCUCUCUCGCAGAGAGGCAAAAGUGCACUGCAAUAGCAAGAGUUUCACGGAGCUGUUUCCUGGCCUUGGGGGUAUUGCAUCUGUCAAAUGCAAUGCUAAUGGCAAUAAAGUCAGUGUCCUCGUUAGCAAGGCGGAUGGGAACAUUGAUUCCAAGAUCUGUUUCUAUGACGUUGAAAUGAACAAAGUUACACUCUUUGAUUUCAAGGCUGAACAGGGAAAUGGUAGAGAGAAACUUUCUUCUGGACAAGGCAUUGACAAGUCUCUUGUGGAGUACCCAGUGUUACACAAUCACAUCCCUGCUUGCCAUUUCUGGGACCAGAGUGAACCAACACUUUUUGUAUGUGAAGCAAUUCUUGAAACAGGCCUACAGUCUCCAGACCAGGAGAAAAACCAGACUGAAGGCACAAUGAAGGAUUGGAUUAUAUCAUUCUUCAGUACUGAAGAGCAUGGCCUUCUGCUUCAGGAGAGCUUCCCAUUGCCUUCGUCCUACCAGGUUCUUAUGGGCAUAGAAGUGCCACAUUAUUACUUUGCAAAAAAGCUGGGAGAAGCUGAGGAGGGACAAGGAGAGUCUGACUCAAUUAACGUCUCGCAGAUGGCUGUGAGGAGACCCAUGAGAGAUUUCGCUGGCUUAGGAGAGUGUGAUAAGACUACCCGGGAUGCCAUGCUGAACUUCAGCUUCUACCUGACUGCUGGAGACAUGGAUGAGGCCUUCAAAGCCAUCAAGCUUAUAAAAAGUUACAUGCACAUGACCUUUGUGAGCCCAUGUGCUUCUCAGGGUCAGGCUUAUAAACAGAAUACCUAA
Merops nubicus (carmine bee-eater) is the source of this 2076-nucleotide messenger RNA. Its product is annotated as intraflagellar transport protein 140 homolog. Gene Ontology annotation, biological process: intraciliary retrograde transport. The annotation marks the transcript as partial. Gene Ontology annotation, molecular function: protein binding. The record is from RefSeq and is a predicted model, not a curated record. Gene Ontology annotation, cellular component: ciliary basal body; axoneme; intraciliary transport particle A. Lineage: Eukaryota; Metazoa; Chordata; Aves; Coraciiformes; Meropidae. The transcript is spliced from 16 exons.